AUGCAGACGCCGAAGCAUGCAGACUACACUGUAGCCAGUGGAGACGGGCAAAUAAAAGAAGGGUAACGUUAACGGAAUAAAAAGCGGCGACGACUGUCCAAGAAUAGCGGUGAAACACAAAAUAGGCAGGUAACCCAUUCUGACUAAACAAAUAAGAGAUUUCGAUAGUCAAUGGAUUUGACACAAAGGGGAAUACUGCAAAUAACUAACAGAGGUCUCCGGAAUGAAGCCGUUUACUGCAAUGAGCGUAGACGUUGUCGCAUUCCAUGACAGUGACUGGGCGGACUUAAACUAUAUCACCCCGGCCCCUACUGCUAAUUUAACACAUGCACAAGUUGAAUUGCUGGCAAAUGUGAAUAACAGGAGUCCAGCGAGAGGCUUGUGAGGGAUCAGAGGUCUGAGGCUGGCUGCUUAAGACGCACAAGCGGAUUAGGACCCGUGAGCAGGUGCCUUUGUUGGCUCGCGCCGUUGCCAGUGGAGACCCGCAGUAGCACGACGCGCAAAAGGAGACGCUCGUUUAAAAUUAAUGCCUCGAAAUGAGUCACUUCAGCACACGGGGAAUAAAACGCGUUUGACAGUUUUAGGAGCUUUUCACCCAGCACGAGUUCCGGCACCAUGUUCUACGGUUCCACCUCAGCCAGCAUGUCUCUGCCGUCCAAGAACCGUCUGAAGCGCCAGAGUCGCACCUUCACGCAGGUUCUCUACCGGACACUGAGUUAUCGAGACCGCCGUUCCGUGACCGACCUACCUGAGCAGGUACGGGAUGAUCCAGCUGAGCUUUCCACGCAGUCGUCAGCGCCAGGUGUGCUGAAGAUAUUUGGUGAUGAAAUUAGCGCUGGUGCUAACUAUAAGAGCGUUCUUGCCACGCCUCGCUCCAGCGCCCAAGAGCUGAUCAAGGAGGCGCUCGAUCGCUACUCUUUGAACAAGGCCUCAUCUUGUAGCUACGUGUUGUGCGACGUGAUUGGCCGCUUCGAGGGACCGGAGCGGCGAUGGCGGACCGAGUGCCUUCGGGCACUUGGGAACAACGAAAAACCUCUUCUUCUGCAAGACCUGUGGAAGCCGAAGGAGGGGUACGCUCGCCGUUUUGAGCUGAGACGAAGAGCCGAGGUGGAGGAGCUAGCAGCUAAAGAGAAAGACACAAUAACUGCAGGGACCCACACAAACUCCCCUGUGCAAUCUUCAUCCCUCAGUAGAAGCGGGAAUGCUAGAUGCUAUCGGAGCUCCCCCAGGGGCUGGCGUAUGGUACAGCCCUGUACAGCUUUUGUUAAAGAUAUAAACGCUCAAGCGAGGAAGCUGCAAAGAAACCGCGCUAAAGGAACGAUGACGCUCCAGCACGGAACAUCGUUCUGCCGCAGCCUCAGUGAAACCAGUCUUAACUUGGUGGGCUUGCCCGGUGAGGAACCCAAGCGGUACUACUCCACCCUCCCUGGGCCAAUCAGAACACGCUCCGCAAGGGACCACGAGACCCGUAAGGAGCGUGACGGGGGCGGAGUUAAACACUCUCUUUACCAGUCGCCACACUUGCUGCUUCUUCAAGGCUACAACCAACAGGAUUGCCUGGUUUACCUGUUGAACAGGGACCAACACACAGUCGGUCAGGAAACAGCGUCAGCCCGGCCGAAUAUCUGCCUCUCGUCUCCAGAUGUUCUUCCACUUCACUGCCGAAUCCGUCGUGCUCCAUCACGGCGCACCUCCUCAGAACAACGCUUACUCCUGGAGCCUGUCGCCCACGGGAACGUGCUGGUUAACUUCAUGCGUAUCGAGCGGCCCACUCCUCUUCGUCAUGGCGAUUUAUUGUCUUUUGGUGCUCAUUAUAUCUUCCUGUACAAAGACCCAUUGAGUGCGAAGCCUCUUCCCGCCCAAACCCUCACUCGACUCAGAGCGCUGGCGCGUCUUUGUGAUGCUGAGUCGGGGGGUGCGCCUGAGAAAGGGGAGGCGUGUCGUAUGUGUGGGGCCGUAUUGCAUGAACCGGUGGCGUCUCGACGCAGCUCUAAGGCUCCAGUUCGCAGUGCACAGAAACGAAAGCUCGCGUUGGAAUUUGAGCGGGCUCACGAGGAUGCUCUGGUGAGCCGGGUGCUGACGCUUAUCGAGCCGAGCGGGGAUGACCAUAAGCUGACUCCAGCAUAUCUGCUGUGCCUGUGCAUCAAACACUCAGCUAAUACAUUUCCACCUGGCAGCUUCGGUAAACUAUUGCUGAAAAUUGCCAAGAGGAUUCAAACCAUAGCAUGGGAGAAGACAAAGGACUUGGCCCAGAAGCAAGCUCAGCAUCAGGACCCCUCCUCGCUUUCUCUGCUCAGCAUCUCGGACCUGGUACCCGACCUCCAGUUUAUAUUCUUCUGGAUGUCCAACGCCAUCGAAAUACUUUAUUUUAUUCAGCAGAAAUCCCCCACAUACAUGCAGGCUAUUGAGCUCAUGGAUAAUAAAGCAGGAUCUAAAGAGUCUCUCCUCUCAGCAACAAUAUCAGCAAACGAAGAAGCCAUGACCAUAUUAGAAGAAGUAAUCAUGUACACGUUCCAACAAUGUGUCUACUACAUCACUAAGACUUUGUACGUUGUGUUGCCCGGCCUGUUAGACUGUAACCCGUUUGGGGCCGAGCCUUCAUCCGAGCAGUGUCGCCGAGCUGUGGGCGCCUGCGUGUGUGCCGUGUGUGUGAUGCCAGAGGCCGUACGAAGGGUGGUGAGCGUGUUUCAGACGACAGCCGACCUCCUCCAGCAGUACCAGGUUCAUUCUGAGAUUCAGAGUCAAAUGUUCGCCUACCUCUUCUUCUUUACCAACGUAUCGCUCUUCAAUCAACUCAUCGAUAAAGGCCCUGCUCGCGGCUGGUUUCAGCGUUCCCGCGUCUUGCAGAUUCAGGCUUGUCUGAAGAUGGUAUUGGACUGGGCGAAAGGGGCGGGGCACAGUCAUCUCGCUCAGAAAUUUUUCGCCAAGUUCUGCAGCACUUUGAGCAUCUUGGCCACGCCCCCUCAACAGCUUACACAGAUGAGUUGGAAAGCUUUGUGCGCAGAGCACCCCUCUCUGAAACCCGUCCAGCUACACAGAAUCUUAACACAGUACCAGCUUAUGGCUGAACUGGGUCCUCUGCCAAUCUGGCAACCGAGCAGUGAAGACGAGGCCUAUAUCUACAGAACAGUAGAUCUACUGGAGAGUUUUGAGAAUCAUCCUCCUAUCGUGCUACCCAGCGCUGGCUUUAAAGUGGACCUGGAGAGCGAUUGUGUCGAGGACAGUAUAUACCGCCAGCUUCUUUACGUUCGUCACUUUGUGUGGGGUCUGCGCACCAAGACCCAUCCCUCUAAUGGCUGCACAGACCGACAGGAAGCCCAGCGUGACCCUCAACCCCACACCAGCCCGCACCCAGUGCCUUCUCUGCGUGGGGAGGGAGAAGGGGAGGUGCGGGGCCCCUCGGCCGGUCUCGGAGGAAGAGGAGAAGGGUCAGGAGCCGAGGAUCGUCCACGAGACAAACCGCCACACAGCAUUCACUACAGGAAUGGGAACGGAGUCCGCUACGGCAACCAAACCCAAACGACAGACUCUUCCUGUAUAAUGACUCCGCCCAACACGCCUCUCUAUCCCGAACACACGUAUAUACACUCCAAUACACAGUCUAAUCCGGCCCACUACUCUGAGCAUGCUUCACAAGAGCACACACAUACACACUCGCACACUAAAUCUAACGGUUGCAUGCGUUCCACCCCAGAACACAAGAAAAUCAAUGGCUUCAUCAGCAAUGGCUUCGAAGGCCCUGUAAGUGGUUGUGGCUUUCCUUUCCCUGUCCAUGUCUCUCACAAUCUGGGCCCAAACUCUGAUGAUAUCUGUUCCGUCUUUGUAGUGGACCUGGAUAAAGGACCGUACGGCCUGGGAAUGGGACUUAUCGAUGGACUUCAUACCCCUUUGAACUCUCCUGGAAUCUACAUCAGGACACUGAUUCCAGAUGGACCAGCUGCUGCAGAUGGAAGACUUGGCAUCGGUGACAGAAUCCUGGCUGUAGACGGGACGAGUCUCAUUGGAGCGGACUACCAGAGUGCUGUUGAUUUGAUUCGUCUGGGGGGAGGACGGCUCAGGUUUCUCGUCGCCAAAUCAGAUCUUGACGUAUCAGAGAAGAUCAUCGCCUCUUCCUGCUGAGAGAGUGACUGCAAGUGUGACUCUCUACUUAGACGAAAUAUGAGGAGAGACAUCGAGUCCUCCUUAGACUAGAGACAGGAGAAUAAGCACACUAUAGACCUUGCAGCCCUGUACAAUACUGCACUAGUUCUCAUUCUGAGAAUGACAGUUUGACAGCUCUGACUUACUUUACCUCUUACACAAAUUGGUUGUGCUUUUUGAAUGUCAAAAAUAGGGGAAGGUAUUCGUGUACGUAAUCUGGCUGAUGUGAUGUCAACCCAGUGACAUCGCUGAAAAUUACUGGGCUUGAAACAAAAGGUUUAUGGGUGGUCCCAUUCUUCUCCUGCCUAAUGAAUAAGCUAUACCAUAGAGGACAUUGGUGGAUAUCCUCAUCAAGAAGCCCAUGACCAUAUUCCCAGUUGCCCGUCCUACCAACCCCCAACCACAACCCUGUUAAAAUCUGUUAGAUGGUGUUAUUUGCUCGUAAUAACAAACAAUACUGUAUCUGUACUAUACAGGGUCCUAACCAAACGCGAAAUAGUGCACACACAUUCACCCAUCUGUCUGUACCACGCUGCAUCCCAGUUCACCUACUUAGAUUUACUUAAAGUAUGCACUUUCUGCCAUGGAAAAUAUAUACAUUUGAGUGCAUAGCAGAGCAUAUCACUGCUGUCCUUCUGUAACCUCGUAUCUCCAUAUUUCGUGAUUAUUUUUUGCCAUAAAUCAUUAUUAUUAGUCACCCUUAUGUUUGUCACUGGGUUUGCAAAUAUCUAACCAAGAACUAAAGUAUAAGUGCUUUUCAACUUUGACAACAAAAUACGUAAUCAUUGAAAAAGUAAAGUGUUUUUUUCCAUUUCCUAAAAAACAGCGAAUUUGGACAUACAAGGUUUUAGAAGGACAGGGAUAUAUGCAAGUAUGUAAAGGAAGUGAAAAUUGUUGUCUAGACGCACAAUUUUAUUGUUUAAAGCUAUAUAAAUAUUUGUUAUAGUCCUAUAGUUUAAUUUAAUAUUUUUUAUAUAGCACUACUUUUUCAAUAUUUUUAUAUAGCACUAUUUAUUCAAUUGAUGAAUUUGUGUAGCGACACUAAACUUCUCCCAUUUGCAACGAGUUAUAGAUUUUAAUACUAUUUACUGAACUCGCGUUCGCUUUUUUUUUGCUCGUUUUUCUUAGCACGUUGCUUUCCGAAGUCUCCUGCUUGUCAUAAUGAAUAUUAAUCAUCAAAGAUGGACAAGCAGCGAUUGAUUGUGGCAGGUUCAGAAACUACUAUUUAAAUACUACGAAAAAAUAGACAGCAUGACAUAAACAGAAGCUUCACCGAACAUUUAAAAUGUAAAGGUAUGCAUUUUAUCCUACGCCUGUUUAUCUUAGAAGUUUGUUAUACUGUAAGUAAUGAAAACGGAUAAACUUGUCUACACGCUGUUUUGUGAUUCGCGUCACUCUUUGCGUUCAGUGUGUCGCGUCUGGUUAGUUCCCUGAUGUACAUUAAAGAUGUUUAAGUGGCCUCGCGAAAAGGCAGAAUUGAAUGUAUUUUCUAUAUUUGGUAGAAAUAUUGAGGACAAAAAUCUUUCACUAAAUAUCACAUUUUAUUGGUUAAGAAAAUCGCAACAGGUGUUUGCCGUAUGCAAAAUCCUCGAAUAGAAACAACGUUAGCUCAAAUAUUUGAAGGUUUCAUUAGUGGAGUUUCAUAUAUGAACGUAACUAACUCUCUCUCUCUCUCUCUCUCUCUCUCUCUCUCUCUCUCUCUCUCUCUCUCU
This is a messenger RNA of Triplophysa rosa, 5852 nucleotides long. It is a transcript of the gene radil, whose product is annotated as Ras association and DIL domains. Gene Ontology annotation, cellular component: microtubule. Gene Ontology annotation, biological process: signal transduction; neural crest cell migration; substrate adhesion-dependent cell spreading. Lineage: Eukaryota; Metazoa; Chordata; Actinopteri; Cypriniformes; Nemacheilidae. Gene Ontology annotation, molecular function: GTPase binding. The coding region runs from base 616 to 4119 and encodes 1167 amino acids. The record is from RefSeq and is a predicted model, not a curated record. The transcript has 17 exons.